UUAUCGAGUUCACUUGCAACGUACCAAUCACAGAGUACAUUUUUUUUGCCAACAACUUAAUUCAAAUUAUGUUAUGAUUUUGGAACAGAGGGACCGGAUUGUGCCAGUAUGUCAAUGCGACUGCGCAACAGUAUACUAAUGCUCAUGCGCUGUAUUGAUUUGUAUCCGCGAAGAACUGCAUAGAUCUUAAACCGGUGCAUCGUGAAUGUACACAGAGGACGGAAGGUUUUAGCACAACUUGAAACGUUAUUUAGAAGAACCGGGGCCUGUCCAUUAUGGCUCAGUUUGGGGGACAGAAGAAUCCACCGUGGGCUGCUCAGUUUGCAGCCUCUGCGGUCUCCCAGCAGGGUCAGUCUCUUGACAUGAACAGCCUGCACUCAUUAGGGGUUCAGCAGCCCUCUCUUCUUGGAGCUUCCCCGGCAAUGUACUCCCAGCAGUCUGCCAUGGCAGCAGCCAACCUCAAUUCCCAGUCUGCUGCAGCAAACUACCAGCUGUCCCAACAAACUGCCGCCCUGCAACAACAAGCCGCCGCUGCAGCUGCUGCAGCCCUGCAACAGCAGUAUCAACAACAGCAUCAGCAACAACAACAGCAUCAGCAGCAACAACAACAACAACAACAACAACAACAACAACAACAACAACAACAACAUCAACAGCAACAACAGCAACAGCAGCAGCCACAGCAGACCAUGUACAGCGUCCAGCAGCAGUUACAGCCGCCCCAUCAAGCCUUGCUUUCUCAGUCAUCUGUCGCCUUGCCUACCAGCCUCAGCCUGACUAACCCCCAGCAAACGGCACAGAUCACUGUCUCCUACCCAACACCAAGGUCAAGUCAGCAGCAAGCCCAGCCACAAAAACAGCGAGUGUUUACUGGGGUGGUUACUAAGCUGCACGACACAUUUGGAUUUGUAGAUGAAGAUGUCUUCUUCCAGAUAAGUGCCGUUAAAGGCAAGACACCACAAGUAGGAGACCGGGUGCUGGUAGAAGCUGCAUAUAACCCAAAUAUGCCAUUCAAAUGGAAUGCACAGAGGAUACAGACCCUGCCUCAUAUGUCUCCACAAAUGAACCAGCCACAAGGGCCACCUCUGCUUAAGGCCAACCCUGCUAUGAUGCAGUCCCUUCCUCCACCUUCCUUCAGCCUCCAGGCCCAGGCUCCGCCCCCCUGUCUAUUACAGGCUCAGUUAUCGGCUGCAUCCCUGGCCCCUCUGCUGCAGAACCCACCACAGCCCCUUCUGCCCCAGCCACCUCAGAAAGAUUGUGUCUUUUCAGGGGGUCUGCUUCAGCCUCCUGUGCGAAUGAUGCCACAGCCCCAGCCAGCACGGAGGUUAGACCCAGUACCCAGGUUUCCAAUACGAAAUGACAGAGUCGAUCUAAUGGUCAACCGGAAGGAUGACAGAAGCCGUGAGCGGGAGCGGGAGAGAAGGCGGUCCCGGGAGCGCUCUCCCCAGCGGAAACGCUCUCGAGACAUGUCUCCCCGCAGAGAGAGGUCUCCCAGGAGAGCUCGCAGAGUUGUCCCUCGAUACACCGUACAGUUCUCAAAAUUCUCCCUGGACUGCUUUAAUUGUGACAUGAUGGAGCUAAGAAGGCGUUACCAGAAUCUCUACAUCCCUAGUGAUUUCUUUGACGCUGAGUUCACUUGGGUAGAUGCUUUCCCGGCAUCUCGACCCUUUCAGUUUGGGAACUAUUGCAAUUUCCACAUAAUGCACAGAGAGGUAGAUUCGUUGGUGAAGAACACCUCUAUUCUGGACCCUCCGGAUGCAAACCACUCGUAUAGUGCAAAGGUGAUGCUUCUAGCAAACCCCAGUUUGGAAGAGCUCUGCCACAAGUCGUGUGCUCUUGCUGAUGAUCCUCAGGAGCUUCGCGAGGCAUUCCAGCAUCCUGCUAGACUAAUCAAGUUCUUAGUGGGCAUGAAAGGAAAGGAUGAGGCCAUGGCUAUUGGUGGACACUGGUCCCCAUCUCUUGAUGGAGCCAACCCAGAGAAAGACCCUUCUGUGCUGAUCAAGACUGCUAUCCGUUCUUGUAAGGCUCUCACAGGCAUUGAUCUGAGUUUAUGCACACAGUGGUACCGUUUUGCAGAGAUUCGCUAUCACCGCCCCGAGGAGACCCACAAGGGGCGUACAGUUCCAGCUCAUGUGGAGACAGUGGUUUUAUUUCUCCCGGAUGUUUGGCAUUGUCUUCCUACCCGCUCAGAGUGGGAGGCCCUCUCCCGUGGAUACAAGCAGCAGCUGUCCGAGAAGCUCCAGGCUGAACGAAAGGAGGCUGAUGGAGAACAGGAGGAGGAAGAAAAAGAUGAAGGGGAAUCGAAAGAGAUCUCCACUCCUACACACUGGUCAAAACUUGAUCCGAAGUCCAUGAAGGUAAAUGACCUUCGUAAGGAACUGGAAAGUCGUAGCCUUAGUUCCAAGGGUUUGAAGUCACAACUGAUAGCCAGGCUGACAAAGCAGCUGAAAGUGGAGGAACAAACGGAUGAAAUUAAAGAGCCUGAGAAACCAGUGAAGGUGGAGGAGGAAGAAGAGGAGCAGCUGAAGGUCGAAGAAGACAAAGAGGAAGAGGAGAGGAAGCGGCAGGAGGAAGCAGAGCGUCAGCGCCGAGAGAGACGCUAUAUUCUUCCUGAUGAACCCACCAUCAUCGUACACCCCAACUGGACAGCCAAGAAUGGCAAGUUUGACUGUAGCAUCAUGUCAUUAAGCGUCUUGCUGGACUACAGACUCGAAGACAACAAAGAACACUCUUUUGAAGUCUCCCUGUUUGCAGAGUUGUUCAAUGAAAUGCUUCAAAGAGACUUUGGCUACAGGAUAUACAAAGCACUGGCUGCUAUUCCUGUGAAGGAUGAAAAGAAGGAGAAGAAGGAAAAGGCAAAAAAGGAAGCCGAGAAGAAAGAUUGUGAUAAGAAGGAAGCUACUAAGAAAGAGGAAGCCAUAAAAGAAGGCAAGGAAGAAAAAGAGGAAGACAAUGAAGAGCCAGCUGCAAAAAAAAUAAAGAUCCCCGAUGAGAAGGAAGAAAAAAAGGAGAAGGAAAAGGAGGAGAAAAGGGAGGAAUCUAAAGAGGAUGAGGAAAAUGAAGAGGGGAGUAGUAAUACUAAUCCUGAUGAGUAUGACCCUAUGGAGGCUGAGGAGGCAGAGGACGAUGAUGAUGAAGACGAAAAAGAAGAAGAAAUGAGCGACAAGGAUAAAAAGGAUGAGAAAAAAGAAGAAAGGAAAUCCAAAGAAAGGUCUUCGAAAGACAAGGAGAAAGAAAAGAAGCAGAUGACUACUUACAAUAAAGAACUUCUGAUGGCAUUUGUUUAUUUUGAUCAAAGUCACUGUGGAUAUCUCCUUGAAAAAGACCUGGAAGAAAUAAUGUAUACUCUUGGGCUGCAUCUGUCCCGUGCCCAGGUUAAGAAAUUGCUAAAUAAAACAGCUGUGCGGGAAUCCUGCUUUUACCGGAAGCUGACUGAUCGUGUGAAAGAUGAAGCAAUCCCAGAAAUACCCGAAGCACCACAGGAGUUGCUUCUUGGAAACCAAGCUCUACUGCCCUGCCGUAAUGUAAAACAGGAACAAAAUGAGUCGCAAGAAGCAGGCAGUCUCAUAGUUUACAAUGGUGCUAUGGUGGAUGUGGGGAGCCUGAUUCAGAAACUGGAGAAGAGUGAGAAGGACCGGGAAAGGAUUGAGCAGAAGCUUCAAUCUCAGGAGGCAAAGAUAGAGGAAGAUGCAAAUAGCAUAUUGCAACUGGAGACUGCCAAUAAGAGCUUCUCUACAGAGCUUGCAGAUGUCAAGAAUUGCCUUGGCCAAACAGAAGAAAAUUUGAAAGAUUCAGAAGAGAAGAGAUCCUGUUUUGAAGAGCAUCUGCAUAAAACUGCCACAAGUUUGAGUAUAGUUUUGAAUGAACUGCAAAGUGUUUUAAAAAAGGAUAACCCUAAACCUGAAGAGCAUGACCAGAAAUCAAAAGAGAAUGGAUCUGACGAAUGAUGUUGCUGCCUUUUCCAUUAGAAAGAUUGUGCUAGAUAAUGCUGUAAAUAGGAAAACUGAAGAUCUGAAAGUGAAUCAACAUGCCACACUUUUUAUUUGUAGUGCUUUCUUUUGCCGCUGUGUACAGUUUUAGACUAGUGUUAACACAGAAAACUGCUUGAAAUUCAUGCCAAUUGAAUUGCUAAUACCAUUUAAGAUAAUGUUUUCGUUGCAGAAGGUUUUAGGUUCAACUGUAAUAUUUUAAUGUUAUUAAAACUCAGAAUCUAAGUUUAUUGCUGAGAUGUAAUUCCAUAGUUUUGUCUAAUUUGAAACCUGUUUAAUUAAUUUUGUGUGCCAACAGUAAUAUCACUGAAUAUCUGAAACUAAAUCUCCAGUUUUCACCAAACAAUAAAAAUCAGUUCAGUGAUGGAUCUCCUUCAAAACUGUUUCUUUGUGGCAACAAAAUUGAUUUAUUACAAUUUCUUGUGUGAAAUUGGGAAGGCAAAGUAUACACUUACACGUUUGUAUUGCAUAACCAAAUCUGUUUUUAAUGUGUUG
Messenger RNA from Polyodon spathula (Mississippi paddlefish), 4484 nucleotides. It is a transcript of the gene ccar1, whose product is annotated as cell division cycle and apoptosis regulator 1. Gene Ontology annotation, cellular component: nucleus. The coding region runs from base 276 to 3947 and encodes 1223 amino acids. Lineage: Eukaryota; Metazoa; Chordata; Actinopteri; Acipenseriformes; Polyodontidae. The record is from RefSeq and is a predicted model, not a curated record. The transcript is spliced from 25 exons. Gene Ontology annotation, biological process: regulation of DNA-templated transcription.